GAUUGGUUAGAAGUGUAAAUAACGAUCACGUCGCCCGGCUAGAAGCUUACGAUGACUGGAUCCCUGUGCGUAGCGAUUUUCGUCGCAGGUCUCCUAAUCCAAAAUGUCGUCUGUUCUCAGUCAAACCUGAACGUAAGGGACACAAAGAGGGAAAACCGUUGCUAUGGGAAUCUUGGCUGCUUUUCAAACGAAGGCCACUUUCAGGGAAUGAAUUUGCCCAAUUCUCCGACUGACAUUGGUACCAGUUUCCACCUGUUCUCACAUUCCAAGCCGCACGGCGCAGUCAUUAGUCCCUCUAACCCACAAUCUAUUACCAAGGCCCACUUUCAGGCCUCCAAAUCGACCAUAUUCGUUAUACACGGCUACUCACAGAACUCCGCGGCCAAAUGGGUCGUACAAAUGAAGGACGCUCUGCUGAAAAAGGGUGAUUAUAAUGUGAUAUUGGUAGACUGGGCGAAAGGUGCUGCAAAACUGUACGACGACGCUACAGCCAAUCUGUAUGUUGUUGCCAUGGAGUUGGUUAACCUAUUGAAACACUUGGAGCAACACCACUCCCACCCAUAUGACAACGUUCAUCUGAUUGGUCACAGUCUUGGGGCUCACCUGGCAGGCUACGUGGGGUCAAAGCUGGGCAAAGUUGGACGUAUAUCAGGGUUGGACCCUGCCGAGCCCAACUUUAAAGGAAAAGACAAAUCCAUUAUUCUAGACCCGUCGGAUGCUCAUUUCGUGGACGUCAUUCACUCGGACGGAACGCCAUUUGUUGGAUUACAAGGCUUCGGAUUAGCAAACCCGGCAGGUCACGUGGACUUCUACCCAAAUGGCGGUCAGCAUCAGCCGGGAUGUUCCCAGGACCCGUUGGGAAGUGCAAUCGGCGACAUCUUACAUGGAGGACUGUCAGGUGUGUCGAAAGACCUCUCCUGUAGUCACGGGAGGUCGCAUGAUUUCUAUGUGGAAUCCAUCUUGUCUCAUUGCCCAUUUCGCGGUCACCCAUGUAACAGUUUUGAGGAUUUCAGCGCCGGAAAAUGUACGGGAUGUGGGAGUCACGGAUGUGCGAUGAUGGGAUUUCCAGCCCACAGUCAAGGGCCCAAGGGCAAAUUCUACCUUGCAACCAGACCAAAGACCCCGUAUUGUGGCUAUGAAUAUUACAUCGAGUUGCGAAUGGCUAGUCGAAACAUGGAGAUUACUUACGGAGAUGUCUUCGUCACGCUGAUUGGCUCCAAAGGACAAAGUGAAGAGACGAGGUUUUUGCGAGGGUCUCAGAAGUUAGCAAAGGGGACAACUGAACGCUAUGUUGUGUCUGUGGCUAAAGACGUUGGAACCAUUUCUCAGGUCAAGAUAAGAUUUAAUCGUGUCACUGGAUUUGUGGCGUUCGGGACAACAGACGACUUUGCUGUGCACAGCGUCACAGUGAGACCGGAAGCGGGAGGAUCUAGUCGAAAAUUGUGUGGACAUGAUGAGUUAGUACAUGGAACUCGUGCGCUGACAUCACAGUCCGGCUGCUGAUCACGUGAUCAUUUCCAUGCAGAAGUUUAAAAGUUCAUGAAGUCUUAAUAAGUAUACCUAAUAUAUU
Molecule: messenger RNA, 1570 nt
Organism: Liolophura sinensis
Lineage: Eukaryota; Metazoa; Mollusca; Polyplacophora; Chitonida; Chitonidae
Product: pancreatic triacylglycerol lipase-like
Exons: 8
Coding region: 52-1503 (483 amino acids)
Biological process (GO): lipid catabolic process
Molecular function (GO): triacylglycerol lipase activity; protein binding
Source: RefSeq, a predicted model, not a curated record